Molecule: messenger RNA, 260 nt
Organism: Acaulospora colombiana
Lineage: Eukaryota; Fungi; Glomeromycota; Glomeromycetes; Diversisporales; Acaulosporaceae
Source: the annotation of a GenBank genome assembly
AUGCGAUGCGAGGCAAUAAACUUAGCUAUUUAUAGACUCCUCACUGCGCAGAAUGUGAGGUUGAAUUGCGAGCAGAUCAAGAACCAUGCGUUCUUUUACGGUGUCGACUGGUCUACGAUCCGAGAGAUUGAUGCGCCCUUCGUGCCUCACCUCCGGUCCAUCACCGAUACAUCCUACUUCCCGACCGAGGAUUUGGGAGACGUUCCUGAUCAACCAGCGGGUGCGGAUACCAAUUCCAGCAAGGAUCUCGCCUUCUUGGG